CAUGUAUUCACUCCAGCAUCUGUUACAAGACUGACUAUGACUAACCACCUUGCCCACAAAAACACAUCGCAGCACAUCGGAAUAUUCACGGUCACCAGAAGUAAACAAAGCAUUUUCAUUGGCGAAUACCAUUUAGACUAUAUAAUUAGCAAAGAGCACGUCAUUUCAACGUUUAGACCCUCACGAUCUAAAUGCAAAGAGCACGUCUUUCAGCUUUUAACGAUACAUCAUUCACCAUUGCAAAGAGCACGUCAUUUCAACGAUCAAGUCCUAAUGACCUUGUCGUAAAGAGCACGUCUUUCAACAAGUAGCAAGAUUUUAUGAUCCAGCAAGGUAAAGAGCACGUCAUUUCAGCAGUCAAGGUCUCAUUACCUUGAUGCAAAGAGCACGUCUUUCAACCCAAAACUUUUUUUUUUCACUAAUUUAUUUUGUCAGGUUUUUGUAAUAUCAAGGCUCACACGGUUAUAGCCUAACAAAUACUUUAUAAUAACAACAACGUAAAUCAUAAUCAUUACUCAUGUCUCUAAAUAUAACAUACAACAUUCUCAUAAUACCAACAAA
Acanthoscelides obtectus is the source of this 561-nucleotide messenger RNA. The record is from the annotation of a GenBank genome assembly. NCBI's taxonomy places the organism in Eukaryota, Metazoa, Arthropoda, Insecta, Coleoptera, Chrysomelidae.